This is a messenger RNA of Pelobates cultripes (western spadefoot toad), 498 nucleotides long. Lineage: Eukaryota; Metazoa; Chordata; Amphibia; Anura; Pelobatidae. The record is from the annotation of a GenBank genome assembly.
AUGCUGAAUCCUUGUCCAACCAAACCUUGCAAUGCCGAAUCAUUGUCCAACCAAACCUUGCAAUGCCGAAUCAUUGUCAAACCGAACCUUGCAAUGCCGGAUCAUUGUCCAACAGAACCCUGCAAUGCUGAAUCAUUGUCCAACCAAACCUUGAAAUACAGAAUCAUUGUCCAACCGAACCUUGCAAUGUCGAAUCAUUGUCCAACCGAACCUUGCAAUGCCGAAUCAUUGUCCAACCGAACCUUGCAAUGCCCGAAUCAUUGUCCAAACGAACCUUGCAAUGCUGGAUCAUUGUCCAACCGAACCUUGCAAUGCCGUAUCAUUGUCCAACAGAACCCUGCAAUGCUGAAUCAUUGUCCAACCAAACCUUGCAAUGCAGAAUCAUUGUCCAACCGAACCUUGCAAUGCCGAAUCAUUGUCCUACCGAACCUUGCAACGCCAAAUCAUUGUCCAACCGAACCUUGCAAUGCCGAAUCAUUGUCCAACCGAACCUUGUAA